AUGAACAACAACAUCAUAAUAGCCAUAAUAGUGCUAAUCCUGCUCGGAAUAACCGGAAUCGUAUACCUCUACUCCAUGCGGUGGCGAUCCCAAGCAAGAGCACAGCUCUUCAUUGCGCGUGCAAAGACACGGAAGAGACGUAUAUCGGAAUCUCAAGCCCAGCUUCAGGCUCAGGCUCAGGCUCAGGUUCAAGCUACCACCCCGAUUCAAGUCACUGUUGUGCGUGGUCGUUCCCGUGCUCCUCCUUCACGGCGUCCUUCGCCGCGGCCUCCUGGGGCUGGGCCUUCUGAGUCUCAGUGUCCGCCUAUGUCUCUGCCUCCACGGGUGGCAUCGAUGAUGUCGAGACAGGGGAAGAGGGGGAGGAGUAGACCAAAUGAAUGGCAGGAUAAUCGGCCGGGGUCUGGAUCGGGGGGACCGAGGGAUCAGUCUCGGAUGUCGAAUAAACAAAAGAGGAAACAGAAAGAGCAACAACAGACAGGGCAGACUGCGGACGAUAAUAAUGCGGCGGGCUUUGGUAGUGGUGGUGGAAAUCAGCCGGCACAGCAGGAUGUGGACGAUGAGUGGGGUUCAGGCCCGUCCCAGCAGGAAAAUACGCAAUACACGGGGCCGCAGGAUGAACAAUCGCAGCCUGCGCCAAAUGAUAAUGAGUGGAGAGCUAGCAAUGAGGCUGUUGCGAGGAGUCCUGGAGGACCUACAUCUCCUGAUCCUGAGUGGCCUACUACGGGGGAUGAUGGAGGACAACAGGAAGUGACGCAGGGUGCAUGGCAUGCUCAUGAUGCGAUGGAACAGAGGACUGAGCAGCAGCAGAUGGAUACUGUAGUUGACUGGUGA
Aspergillus caelatus is the source of this 831-nucleotide messenger RNA. RefSeq lists its product as uncharacterized. The coding region runs from base 1 to 831 and encodes 276 amino acids. The transcript has a single exon. Lineage: Eukaryota; Fungi; Ascomycota; Eurotiomycetes; Eurotiales; Aspergillaceae. The record is from RefSeq and is a predicted model, not a curated record.